GGUUUUUGCGUUCGGGAAAUGUCGGAAAUGGCCAACGAGGGAAUAGCUGAAGCGCGAUUGGUGGAGGACGCAACGAUGGCGGACGACGGACCAAUUGCGCACGAGCAAAUGGCGGACACCGUUCAAUCUGAUUCAAUCGAAUACGUUCCAGAUAAUAACCAAACCGAAUUGGAUAACAUCCAAUGCGACAUUAAUUCGCUUUUGGAGAACAUAAAUCUAUUCAUGUCGGCGGACGAAGGCGAACUAGGUGAUAACGAUACGAGCGAUGAUGACGAGAUCGAAGAAUUUGUUUUGACCGAAGGGGAUGGGAAUCCGGCGAUCAACUUGGAAAAUUUGCUUCCGUUCAUCGAGACGUUGGCGCGCGAUCUGGACAAGCUGAACAAUUUGGAGACGAUGACGAACGACGUCGUCGAACGGGUCAAAAAGAUAACCGAGCAAAACCUGAUGGAAACCAUACGGGAAUCCGAGGCUAUGCUGACGUAGAACAAUCGUUGAAUAUUCGAAUAAAA
Molecule: messenger RNA, 509 nt
Organism: Nicrophorus vespilloides
Lineage: Eukaryota; Metazoa; Arthropoda; Insecta; Coleoptera; Silphidae
Exons: 4
Coding region: 19-483 (154 amino acids)
Source: RefSeq, a predicted model, not a curated record